GCACGCCGUCGGCGGGCUCUUUAGUAGUAACCGUGGAAGUACUCGGGUCGGCCGUAGUUUGUCGUUGGUCGAGUAGGCGCGAGACGUGCAUAGUUUCGUGAUCGCUAUUUAACAGUGAAGAUCGGAUUAAAAUUAAUCUGGUCCACGCCAAAAGCUGAGUUUUUCCCGCAAGCAAUCGGAAUUCGACAACAAGCUAACAUGCGGAAAAACAUGAGGUGUUAGUACAACGCGGAAGUCAAAGACUUAAGGACACGGCCGUCGAUAUGAAGAGGACGGCGAGGAUGGUCUUGCUGAUCCACGUUCUAGUGGGUUUAUGGCCGGCCGUCAGUAGUUCUAAGUUUGCCAUGGACGAGUUGCUUAACUCGAUUUUCCCGAAGAAGAUAUCGAAAGACAUCGAUUUGGACCCUUGCAAAGCUGGAAGUUUUAUGGGUGAUAUAGCCGUGCCUGGAGUUGAUUAUGGCGAUAAAAAAGAAAAGAACCGACAAGCGUAUGCGGAAAAAGUGGAAAAAUAUAAGAAAGAAAUUAAUGAAGGACUCCAAAUCGAAGAAGAGGGCAUCAUACAAGGGACAAAAAAAGUUGCCGACGUACCACAAAUUAAGAUCAGACACAGGCAUAACAAUAAGACAAGAAAAAAUAAUUUCAUAAAGAAGAAUACUGAUAAACAUAAUACGAGUACAGAUUCUUCAUUUAACAGCAAUCUAGUGCAUUCGAGAAGACGCAGGGCGGCUACUGCAAGAAAAGAGAGAGUAUGGGACUUUGGCGUUAUACCGUACGAGAUCGACAGCAGUUUCGGUGGCCCUCACAAAGCACUGUUUAAACAAGCCAUGAGACACUGGGAAAACUUCACGUGUAUCAAGUUUGUCGAACGAAACCCAGAAGAACAUCCUAAUUACAUUGUUUUCACCGAAAGGCCAUGCGGGUGUUGUUCUUUUGUCGGGAAACGUGGAAAUGGACCGCAGGCAAUAUCCAUAGGGAAAAACUGUGACAAGUUUGGCAUCGUGGUGCACGAACUUGGACAUGUGGUCGGAUUCUGGCAUGAACAUACCAGACCCGAUCGUGACAACCACGUGCAAAUCGUGAGAGACCACAUCAUAGUGGGCCAAGAGUAUAACUUCAACAAACUCACGGAGGAGGAAGUCAAUUCAUUAGGACUUGCUUACGAUUAUGAUUCUAUCAUGCAUUAUGCCAAAAACACGUUUUCGAAGGGCUCAUACUUGGAAACUAUACAUCCAAUUGACGCAAUAAGGAAUGCAAAGAAAAGACCGGAAAUAGGACAGCGAGUUCGUCUCAGCGAAGGGGAUAUCGCCCAGACAAAGCUGCUGUACAAAUGUUUCAAAUGCGGUAAAACGUUGCAAGAGAACAGUGGUAUUUUCGGUUAUUCGCCUGAGCCCGGACAAGAAUACGGUGAUCGUUGUGAAUGGCGGAUUACAGCUACACACGGUGAGCGAAUAGUGUUAAACAUCACUGAGCUGGACAUACUCAAAUCCGACCAAUGUAGCACGGAUUACUUAGAAAUCCGGGACGGCUAUUGGCAUAAGUCACCAUUGCUGGGAAGGUUUUGCGGAAACGGCCGUGUUCAAGAUUUGAUAGUGACGGCUAACAGUAGGAUGCUCAUCAGUCUCAUGAUAUCUGACAAAGGCGCCACUUUCAAAGGAUUUACAGCGAAUUACGAAGCCGUUUGCGGCGGUGAAGUCUUAGUGACUGACGAACAGGGUCAUUUGGAGUCGCCCAAUUUCCCUGACGACUAUUUGCCAAACAAGGAAUGCGUCUGGAAGCUAACAGCACCGGAAGGCUAUCAAGUCGGAUUGAAGUUCAACGUAUUCGAAAUAGAAAACCACGAUAACUGUUUCUACGAUUAUGUUGAAAUAAGAAAUGGACACAGCGCUGAUAGUCCUUUGAUAAAUAAAUACUGUGGAUACAAACUACCCUUGGACGUACAUUCCACUACAAAUAAAUUGUACAUUAAGUUCUUAUCGGACAGUUCGGUACAAAAGGCAGGAUUUUCUGCGACAUUCAUGAAAGAGUACGACGAGUGCACUUCGGUAGACCACGGCUGUGAACAAUUUUGCAUAAACACGAUGGGUGGAUACGACUGUGCGUGCAAAGUUGGCUUUGAGUUACACUCCGACAAUAAACACUGCGAAGACGCAUGCGGUGGAAUAAUCGAAGCCACUAACGGAACAAUAACGAGUCCUUCGUUCCCUGAUCUGUAUCCCGGAAACAAGAGCUGUAUUUGGGAGAUCAUAGCACCGGCGCAAUUCAAAAUAACGUUAAACUUUACCCACUUUGAUCUGGAAGGCAACAACUUGCAUCAGUCCGAGUGCGAAUACGACCGAGUGGAGGUGUACAGCAAAAUUGGAUCGGACAAACUUCGCAAGCACGGCGUUUACUGUGGACAAGAAGCGCCUUCCAUGAUAACUUCUGAAGCCAACGCGCUCCGUGUGGAAUUUGAAUCUGACAGUUCCGUGCACAAGACUGGAUUCGCUGCUGUGUUUUUUACCGACAUGGACGAGUGUUCGAUCAACAAUGGCGGGUGUCAGCAUGAGUGCAAAAACACACCGGGUUCUUAUGAGUGCACGUGUAACAAUGGUUUCACUUUGCACGAGAACAAGCAUGACUGCAAAGAAGGUGGAUGUAAACACGAGAUAUCGGCUCCUCAUGGCAAAAUCAGUAGUCCUAAUUACCCGGACGCUUAUCCCGGCCGGAAAGACUGCGUUUGGCAUUUCACUACCACCCCUGGGCACCGGAUUAAAGUGAUAUUCGAUACCUUCGAAAUGGAACCUCAUCAAGAGUGUGCCUACGAUCAUAUAGUAUUUUACGAUGGUCCUACACCGGAUUCUCAAACACUGGGAAGGUUUUGUGGCUCGAAGAGUCCACAUCCAAUUGUCUCAUCGUCAAACCAACUGUACUUGGCGUUCAAGAGCGACGCUUCGGUACAGAGAAAAGGAUUUUUGGCUACGCACAGCACAGUUUGUGGCGGCAGAUUAAUAGCAACAAACCACGUGAAACACUUGUACUCUCAUUCGAAUUACGGCGAUUUGAACUACGACAGUGACUCAAUGUGCGAAUGGACCAUCGAGGCCAAAGCCAACAUGAACGUGCACUUGACGUUUUUGACGUUCGAAUUGGAAGAGGAAAAGGAUUGUAUGUACGACUUCGUGGAAGUCUGGAGUAGCCUGGACACGAGCGGGCCGUUCUUCGGCAGGUUCUGCGGACCGACAAAUCCCACCGACGUGAUAUCGAUGAACGACGCCCUGUUGAUCCGAUUCAAAACCGACAACACUAUCGUCAGCAAAGGGUUCUCGGCAUCUUACAUCGCCGUCGAGUCCAUGACGCCCAGCUCGGAGUAUUCGUCGCAGAUAGACGAAGACGACGAUUUGCUGUACAAGAAAACCAAAACCAGAAACGGCCACGACAACAACGGCGAAGACGACGGUGACGACGACGACGACGAAGACGAAGACAUGCAAGCCAAGAGUCCGUGACGGAGAAUUAUUUGCCAAUACAAUUUGUUUGAGAAUAACUACUUAGUUCGCUAGCGAUUUUUUGAAUUUUACCUCUGACGCCCGACCGGUGUGUCUUUUAACUCCUAGCCUAACCGCCAUUGAAGUCAUGUGCCAAAUUAGGGACGUUCAACAUGAUAUUUUACCUAUAUUAUAUAUUGUAUCUACUACCUACUAUAUAGUAUCGAUUAUUAUAUUGACCAUACGGUUAUUGACAACAAAAAAAAAACGUGAACCGUACACGGAUAAAACCAAUACCUAAGUGUACAACGUUUCAACUUUUAUUAUUACACUAUUAUUAAAAUUAUUAUUAUUAUUAUUGUCGACUAAUUUGUGAUUCGCGAUCUCUGCCAAUUAUUUAUGAUAAUAUUAAAUUUAAAUCUGACCCACUCUGUGUGCUCCAUCAACAAUAAUAAUAUAAUCCAUUUACACGGCAAUAUUAUUAUGUCAGUGCACAUCGGUGGUUUUAGAUUUUUAAAAUAGUAUUGUUCAGCCAUUUGAUUUAGUGUAGAAUUAUCGUUUCAACGACUUAAAAAAAUCCUGACUUUCUUUAUUUCGAUUGCCAGAUAACGUCGUAGAUGUACGCCGUUUGAAUAUCGUAUUAAACUUUUGUGUGAUUUGUUUUUAAAAUUAUAAUACAACCUACAUUAAUUAUUAACUAUAAUUAUUAAAAAUAUAUUAUCGAGUCG
Adelges cooleyi (spruce gall adelgid) is the source of this 4192-nucleotide messenger RNA. It is a transcript of the gene tok, whose product is annotated as tolloid-like protein 1. The record is from RefSeq and is a predicted model, not a curated record. Bases 264 to 3485 code for a protein of 1073 amino acids. The transcript is spliced from 19 exons. NCBI's taxonomy places the organism in Eukaryota, Metazoa, Arthropoda, Insecta, Hemiptera, Adelgidae. Gene Ontology annotation, biological process: proteolysis. Gene Ontology annotation, molecular function: calcium ion binding; zinc ion binding; metalloendopeptidase activity.